This is a messenger RNA of Spirometra erinaceieuropaei, 1461 nucleotides long. NCBI's taxonomy places the organism in Eukaryota, Metazoa, Platyhelminthes, Cestoda, Diphyllobothriidea, Diphyllobothriidae. The record is from the annotation of a GenBank genome assembly.
AUGAGCUGUCGCAGUGCCGGCAAUGCUCUUGAGACUGUUGGUCCCGUACUUGACUCCAUACUCUUCCCGGCAGCUGCCGUGGAAAGGGAGCUGAAAAAUCUCAAAGAAGCAAAGUCCUCGGGUCCGGACAAUAUGCCGGCCAAAGUCUUGAAAGAAUUGGCGAAUGAACUCUCUAAACCACUGACAUAUAUCUUCCGCUCGUCAUUCGAAUUGGGGAGACUGCCAUCGGAAUGGAAGACUGCAAACAUCUUUCCGAUAUACAAGGGCGGGGCUCGCACUAAUGCUAACAAUUACAGGCCUGUUAGUCUAACCUGUAUCUGCUGUAAAAUAAUGGAGGCCAUAGUUAAGAAAGCAACAAUGAAGUUCCUGGAGCAGGGCCAUUUACUCUCAGACCUGCAGCACGGCUUCAGACAGAACCGCUCUUGCCUUUCCAGUUUAUUACUCUCGACGGAGCAAUGGACUCGCGCACUGGACGAGGAUGGUAGGGUCGAUGUCAUCUACACAGACUUUAAGAAAGCGUUAGACAGCGUCCCACACAAACGCCUAAUCUACAAACUUUCUGAAAUUGGGAUAAGAGGAAGGCUGCUGACAUGGAUAACGGAGUCUCUUAGCGGGAGAUCACAAACCGUGUGCAUUGAGGCCUCAAGGUCAACCCCUACCCCCGUUUUAAGUGGUGUACCCCAGGGCUCCGUCUUAGGGCCGUUGCUAUUCCUGGUUUACAUUAACGACUGCGUCGACGACCUGCGAUGCAGCGCCAUCAUGUUUGCUGACGAUGUUAAGCUGUGGAGACCCAUCAGAUCUGACGCAGACAGGUACGCGCUUCAAGACAGUCUCAACCGCCUAAACAGUUGGUCAGCUCGCUGGCUUUUUAAUUUUAAUGUGGACAAAUGUGUGGUCCUGAGACUCCUCACCAGACGGACCAGUAAGGAGGACGAUCCCUUUCAAUACGGCCUUGGUGGUCAGCCCCUUUCAAAUGUUGUGAUACAGAAAAACCUCGGCGUCAUAAUGACCUCCUCGCUGAAACCAUCAUCACAGUGUCAAAGGGCAGCCAAAAGUGCGAUAAGGAUGUUAUUUGCGCUGAGGCGAGGAUUUGUGCAGAUCGAUAAAGAGCUAUUCGGGAAAACCUAUGGGGCAUUCGUCCGGUCUCAAUUAGAGUACGCAGUCCAGGCCUGGCGACCGUGGCUGAAGAAAGAUUAUCAACGACUGGAAAGGGUACAGGCGAUGGCUACGAAGAUGGUCAAGUAUCUUCAUCAUCUGCCUUACGAAACCAGGCUGACCGAACUAAAUCUGUUUCCUCUAAAUUACAGGCAACUGCGCGGCGAUCUCAUUCAAACCUACAGGAUUGUCAGAGGUCGUGAGUGUGCCCUAGACUUUGAUGACUUCUUCGAAAUGGCCGGGACUGACCGCCUGCGUGGUCAUCCCUUCAAGCUGCAGAGGAAGCUGGCCCAUUCGGACGUCUGA